GCGCACAUUCAGAACACCAAUGAUGCAGCUCUGACGUAAAACACAUUUAAAAAAAAUCCUCCUCUGAGCUCAGAUGCUCAGAAGUCAGGCACUGGGCAGGGAGCAUUCUGAAGGGCACUGCCAUUGGAAGCAGGAGAGCUACCGGACCUUUCGCUUGUCACUGACAUCAUUGUAAUGCCAUGCCAGCUCUCCUAUCAGAAGAUUUAGCCCUUGCGAUUUGAAAGUGAACCUUCCCCAGGUUCGAGGGUUUUCUGCUGCCUGUACGUCUAGCAUCCUAGGAAGCCAGAGAGCUACCCAGCAGCCUGCAGUCAUUCUCCAUCUCGGAAAAGUAUUUGCUUUGAGAAAUCGUGAAGUUGCACCUGUCCAUACUCUCGGAUUGUUUUUAACUUUUUUUUUUUUUUUAAUUUUUUAGCUGGAGCCGGAAAGGUCGGGGCCAGUUUAUUUCAAAGAAGUCUUUGGAUUUCUGAAGCUGGCAAGGGCAUAAAAUGACAAGAUAACUUGUCAGCAAGACUCCAAGUUCAGGAAGGAAUUUUUUUUCCAGGCACUUGCUAUGUUCAGAGCACCCCACAGGGGUGUCUUUGAGAAGCUGAAGUUCUGGUGUCAGUCUGGGAACUUGGAAAGCAAUGGUUGAGAAGGGAAGAUGAGCACCUGCCGGCUGGCUCUGGGAGUGAUUGAGGUUUGCCAUCACAGUUGGCGACUUGGGCUUUUUCCAUCAAAAUUUGGUGUUUCCAUGUGCUGUCCAGCCACUACUCCAGGUCAGAUGGAACUUAGGAAAGCAAGGGAGCCCAGUAAUAAAAGGGUCAAACCCCUUUCCAGAGUCACAUCUCUAGCAAACCUCAUUCCUCCUGUGAAGACCACGCCGUUAAAGCGUUUCAGUCAAACCCUGCAGCGCUCCAUUAGCUUCCGCAGCGAGAGCCGCCCUGACAUCCUUGGCUCCCGGCCCUGGUCCCGAAAUGCCGCCCCCUCGAGCACCAAGCGCAGAGACAGCAAGCUGUGGAGUGAGACCUUCGAUGUGUGCGUCAAUCAGAUGCUUACGUCCAAGGAGAUCAAACGGCAGGAGGCCAUCUUUGAGCUUUCCCAGGGAGAAGAAGACUUAAUAGAAGACUUGAAAUUAGCAAAAAAGGCCUAUCACGACCCCAUGUUGAAACUCUCCAUAAUGACGGAACAGGAGCUGAAUCAAAUUUUUGGAACACUGGACUCUCUAAUUCCUCUGCAUGAAGCGCUCCUCAGCCAGCUCCGAGAUGUUCGGAAGCCUGAUGGCUCAACCGAGCACGUUGGUCCCAUCCUCGUGGGUUGGCUCCCUUGUCUCAGCUCCUAUGACAGCUACUGCAGCAAUCAAGUCGCCGCCAAAGCUCUCCUGGACCACAAAAAACAAGACCACCGAGUCCAGGAUUUCCUACAGCGAUGCUUAGAGUCCCCCUUUAGCCGCAAACUGGAUCUCUGGAAUUUCCUUGAUAUUCCAAGAAGCCGCCUGGUGAAAUACCCUCUGCUUCUGCGAGAAAUCUUGAGGCACACACCAAACGACAAUCCAGAUCAGCAGCACUUGGAGGAAGCUAUAAACAUCAUUCAGGGAAUUGUGGCCGAAAUCAACACCAAGACUGGGGAAUCGGAGUGUCGCUAUUACAAAGAGCGGCUGCUUUACUUGGAAGAAGGCCAGAAGGACUCUCUGAUUGACAGCUCAAGAGUCUUGUGUUGUCAUGGGGAACUGAAGAACAACAGAGGCGUGAAACUGCAUGUAUUUCUGUUCCAAGAAGUGCUCGUAAUCACUCGAGCCAUCACUCACAACGAACAGCUCUGCUACCAGCUGUACCGACAGCCGAUCCCAGUGAAGGACCUCUUGCUGGAAGACCUGCAGGACGGAGAAGUGAGGCUGGGCGGUUCCCUGCGCGGAGCGUUCAGCAACAAUGAGAGGAUUAAAAACUUCUUCAGGGUGAGUUUCAAAAAUGGAUCCCAAAGUCAGACGCACUCGCUCCAAGCCAGUGACACCUUCAACAAGCAACAGUGGCUCAACUGUAUCCGUCAAGCCAAAGAAACAGUUGUGUGCGCGGCUGGGCAGGCCGGAGUCAUCGACUCGGAAGGAUCCUUCCUAAAUGCCGACUCGGAGAGCAGGGAGCCACAGGGGGAAAUGAAGCCUGAACAGAUGGACCAAUCAGACAGCGAGUCAGACUGUAGCAUGGACACGAGUGAAGUCAGCCUUGACUGUGAGCGCAUGGAGCAGACGGACUCAUCCUGUGGGAGCAGCAGGCACGUGGAAAGCAACGUCUGACAAAAGCGUGUGUCUGGCCUGGAAGCAGCCCUGUGUCUUACUUGUACAGUAUUUGCAUUCCACAUGUGGAGCCGUUUGGAGAAGCACUUUUUUGAAUACUUUGGUGACUGUGCUGGCCCCGGGCUCACACUGUGUCUCUACGUGUGUCCCGAGUACUGUAACUGCCAGUCACACUGUAUAAGCUGGGGUCUGUGGCAGCCAUUACCCUGUGUUGUCUUUCAGAAGCAUCUGGAUGGAUGGAGAGGUACUUAAGACAAGUUACUUACAGUUGUCCUGCUGGAUUUUUCUAAAAGUAGAAAGGAAAAGGAUCUCUAAGCUGUUGUCUCUGCAGAGUGCCCGUGUUUGUCCAGCUCUUUGACAUGUAGCUGAAGGCCUGGGAUUUAGAGAGCUUCACAAAACAGGAUGUGACAAAGCCACCCUAGAGAAGACAGAGGGAGAAUGGAGAAAGAUCACCCUUGGAAGUGAACUGGUUUUGAUGUCAUUUUACCUGAAGGCCAUCUCGAGGGGUUCUGAAGGCUGCACUGUGCAGAGGACAAGGCGUCGUGUGAACCCUGCCAUUCCCCUCCCCAGUGCACGUUGGAUGUGCUCAUCUCUUAGGACAUGAAACUGAGGCUGACCUCACAAGGGCCAUGACAGCUCCGAAUCUCUCAUGGAAAUGUACACAGCACCAAAAGUUGUCUGUCCCACUUAGUGGCUUGCCUUAGAGAGCCAUUCCUAACCUGAAACAUCAGAGUCAGCCCCACAGGGCCAGGGGAAACCUGGCAGGAUGGGAAGAAAAGCCCCAGCCUUGACUUGUGUCAUCUGUGUGGGCCUCCUCAGGAUAUGGAAUUGGGAACAAGGACAAAAUGAAAGCAUUCUGUGAGUGUAUCCGUGAUGCUGCCCACACGGACACAUAGGAAGAAUCGGGAAGGCAAAGAGCUUCGUCAGACCUCCUGUGGGAAGGGCUAGAAGAGAGAAAGCGUCUCUUGGAGACAGACCUGAGUCCUGAGGUCUCCUUCUCUGCUGUUGGGUCUCAGAGUUCUAAUUACAUUCUUCCAAGGCCAAUUACUGAUGAUCAGCCAAAACCUCUUGGUCUCAUCUUGAUUUGCAUACAGUGCAGGGUAGGGUGUAGACCUUUUAAAAAGUUACCUAAAUACCCAGCAAAGCUCUCUGUAAGUGUAAAUAUUCAGGAUGACCCCCCCUUGCAAAAUUAUACCCACACCAGCACUAGUAGUAGUGAUUCUAAAUUAUUGCCAAAAAAGUUUUUUUUUAAAUAUUCUGUGUCUUUCAAGUUUACAGAAAAGAAAGCAGUAAAUACAAUAUUGUCAUUAUGUACAUGUAUCAUGUGCAUUCAGAGCAGCCAUGUGACAAAAUUUAUCAAUGUAGAAACAACGUAUAUUACAUUAUUAUUUUUCAAGAGAAAACUUGUGGUCAGUUUUACCCUGUAAAACCUAUUUCUGUAUUUAUAGAUUUUAAACAUGGUGAAUUUUUUCUAUUGCAAGUUUAUUUAAAACUGCUUUGUUUCUCAAGUUGCUGAAGUUAGCAAGGAAGUGAAUCUGCUGCGGAUGGAGGCAGAAGAACGCUGAGAGAAAAGACAUUUCAAGUGGGGAAAGAAGGACCCAAUCUUUGCAGGAGAUAUCAGCCACUUUGGCCAAUGUGUUGAGAACAGAGGUUCGUCCAGCGUUGACCUAUGCGAAGGAAGGCACUGAAUGUAUUGAGGAAAUGAAUGUUUUUAUAUAAUGGCCUUAAACUUUUCUGGAAGCAUUUCAAAUAAAUUACCUUAAAAUGCUACCCGCCUUGUGUACGGUGUUUGCCCUACCAAGAACAGCUGUCACCUGUCCUAGUGAGGUGACCAAAAAUUCAGUCUUUCCUUGUGGUUCUCAGAUACACACGUUAAAGAGGGAGUAGGUUGAAAUAAAUAUUCUGAUUUAUUUCAUCAGGGCUUUUGCAUGACUCAGGUUUCUAAGAUCUGUUUAAGUAUUCUUUACUUAUUCAUGUAUUUGUUGUUGAUGCCUGUCUUGAUUCCCACUGUGUAUUUACUCGAGUGAUAAGCCAUAAUUGUUACAGAAAACAGUUGAACUCAUUGUUAAUUUAAGUGACUGUGGAUGAAUCUGAAGCUACAUAAGAAGAUGCAUUUUCUUUUGCAAUUCUAUUGAAAUUUCAGUCUACUUUUAAAGAAUUAAUAUGAAUAA
Molecule: messenger RNA, 4437 nt
Organism: Ochotona curzoniae (black-lipped pika)
Lineage: Eukaryota; Metazoa; Chordata; Mammalia; Lagomorpha; Ochotonidae
Gene: ARHGEF3
Product: Rho guanine nucleotide exchange factor 3
Exons: 10
Coding region: 641-2266 (541 amino acids)
Biological process (GO): intracellular signal transduction; positive regulation of Rho protein signal transduction
Molecular function (GO): guanyl-nucleotide exchange factor activity
Source: RefSeq, a predicted model, not a curated record